GUUCGUUUCGUUCGCUCACUCGUUCGCCGCGUUGCUUUUUAACCAUUGUCGUCGUCGUUCUUUGGUAGAAGUAGCAAAGGAAGAAGCAGAGCUGUGUGGAAGAAGAAAAAGGCAGCAGCAAGCAAAGGAGAAUCUUCUUUCUUUUGUGUGUGUUGUGUGUGAAUUUCAAUACAAAAAAUUUUCACUAGCCCAAGCUAAAAAAGAAUUGUGGUUUUAUGUGUUGAAAAUUAUUUAAAAAAAUGCGGAAUAAACCAACGCAAGUAUGGUUAUUGUAUGUGAGUGAGACGCGCGUGUAAUUUUGUAGAUAUUGUUGGUGAAAAGAAAAAAUAUUUUGUGUGGCCAUUUGCAAGUGCGGUGUUCGUCGUCGUCGUCCCGCAAAGCACCGCCCGCGCCCAGUGUCUGUGUUUGUGCGCGCGUGUGUGUGCGGUAGCCGUUGGUGCGUCGUCUUUGUCGUCAUUGUCGCCGCCGCCUAUAUAAAAUUGGACUGGCGGACGAACUGUUUUCCGUUUUGAUCAUACAUUUUGAUCAAUCUAUAUUUGUUUAACUCAGUACUUUUUGAAUUUGACGACGACGCUGUAAUUUUCAUAUAAGAUAAAUUUGAAAUAUUUCAAAAAAACAGUGUUUGUGGCCACUAAGUUUUUGAGCGCCAAGCGCCAAUUGGAUAUGGAUAUUUCAACGCCAGCUUUGAACGAUACAAAAUCGCUGUACCGAUGAAUGAACGACGCCAGUGACGCGGGCCAAUACCCAGCCAACAGCGAGUCGGCAACAACGAAACAAAUGCCCUGUGGCCGGGAAAACAAAAGCCAGUUCCAUAUUUAAAUGGCUCCGGGUGCUUAAGUAUCCAAAUUAAAUUUCAUGCAUUGUUGUUGUCAUACUCUACAAAAUCUCCACUAGUUGUAACAAAUUACAACGUCAAGUAAAAAUCUCGAAAAUAUUAAAAAAAAAAAUUGACAAAAAGUACUAAAAAAUAAAUCAAUAAAUUAAGUAAAGUCAAAAGGCAGAAAGUAAAAAAAAAAAUAAUAAAAAGUAAUGCAAACUAAAGUGUUCAAAGGCGUGUUUUUGGAAGUGUUCGAAAAUCUAUUUUGUUAAGCAGCAAUAAAAGAAGUGUGUCUACAUAAAUGUAAAAAUAUAAGUCUAAAAUAUUCGAUGUUUGAAUGUUAACAUUUCAAAUAAAUAGAAUUGCAUAAAAAGAAAACAAAGUGCAGGGUGCAAACUUAAAAAUACAUAAUAAAGCCAGCAGCGUGUAAAAAUGUCACCGUUAUUUUUGAAUGUCAAAGAGCGUCCAAGUACUUUGCGGCAGCGCAAGCAAACAUCGUUUUCGCACCACAGUGCGGUGGUGUGCUUGUGAAACAACGAAAAAUGUGCGCAAAACUCAAAGCAGAGAAUACGCCGUUUAAAAGUAACAAAAUAAAACAACAGUGAAAAAUUAAUUAAAGUAAGAUUUAAGCAUCGUGCAAGCAAGAAAUCUUAAAAUUUCUAUAUACUAAAAGUAAUUGUUUUCAAAAUAAAAUAAAAAUUCAAAAAUAUUUCGGCAAAAGGUCAGUAUAAAGUGUUAGCUUGGUAAACAACCGUGUGCGUUGUAGCUCGUUAAAGUGAAAAGUAAAAAUAUAUAAUUUUUUCUCUACAACAAAGUGUCAACGUUAGUAAUUUUGUAGUUGUCGAAACACAUUACACCCCAAAUAUCCUACUUUCUCGCUACAACUCUCUGUCUCUCGCUAUCACACCCUGCGUGCGCAUUGUUUUAUGUGUGUCCGUGUGAAUUUAUAGAAUUUCUUCGUUAAGCAGCUGUUAUAAAGAAAUUUACAUCUAUGUACAGAAUAGAGGAUACCAGCGGUGCCGCAAUGGAUAAAACCAAGCAGAAAUUAUCCGCAGUUUAUGUAUCCAGCGCGGCAGUAAGUGGCGAGUCAGGACGUCAACGUCAUGCGCCGCUCUACGGACGAUUUGUGGACGAAGAAGAGCUUCCUGCAACACAUCGAGAUGUCAUGCAUCAUCGAUCUAGUCCGACGUCAUCGUCUGAGGUGCGUGCCAUGCAGGCACGAAUUCCAUCACAUUUUCGUGAUCCAGCUACGGCGCCGUUGCGAAAAUUAAGUGUGGAUUUAAUUAAGACCUACAAGCAUAUAAAUGAGGUUUACUAUGCGAAAAAGAAGCGACGCGCUCAACAGACCCAAGGCGAGGAUGACUCCUCUAAUAAGAAGGAGCGAAAAUUAUAUAACGACGGUUACGAUGAUGAUAACCACGAUUAUAUAAUAAAAAAUGGUGAAAAAUUCUUGGAUCGCUACGAAAUUGAUUCGCUCAUUGGUAAAGGCAGUUUUGGACAAGUGGUCAAGGCUUACGACCACGAAGAACAGUGUCACGUGGCGAUAAAAAUUAUUAAAAAUAAGAAACCGUUCCUAAAUCAGGCACAAAUCGAAGUGAAAUUAUUGGAGAUGAUGAAUCGUGCAGAUGCCGAAAACAAAUACUAUAUUGUUAAAUUGAAACGGCAUUUUAUGUGGCGCAAUCAUUUAUGUUUAGUGUUCGAAUUGCUCUCCUACAAUUUAUACGAUUUACUACGGAAUACGAAUUUCCGCGGUGUUUCACUGAAUCUAACACGUAAAUUUGCCCAACAGCUUUGCACUGCACUGCUCUUUUUGAGUACACCAGAACUGAAUAUAAUCCACUGUGAUCUAAAGCCCGAGAAUAUAUUGCUUUGCAAUCCAAAGCGUUCAGCAAUUAAGAUUGUAGACUUUGGCAGUUCAUGUCAGCUGGGACAAAGAAUAUACCAAUAUAUUCAAUCACGUUUCUAUCGUUCGCCGGAAGUGCUACUCGGUAUACCCUACGAUUUGGCGAUUGACAUGUGGUCACUCGGCUGCAUUCUAGUGGAGAUGCAUACCGGUGAGCCGCUCUUUUCCGGCUGCAAUGAAGGCGAUCAAAUGAACAAAAUCGUCGAGGUGCUCGGCAUGCCGCCGAAAUAUUUACUCGAUCAAGCGCAUAAGACGCGUAAAUUCUUCGAUAAAGUCGCGGACGGUUCGUAUAUGUUGAAGAAGAGUCAAAAUGGACGUAAAUAUAAACCGCCAGGUUCACGUAAGCUACACGAUAUACUUGGCGUCGAAACGGGCGGACCGGGUGGCCGUCGCCUCGAUGAGCCCGGGCACUCGGUGGCGGAUUAUCUGAAAUUCAAAGACUUAAUAUUGCGAAUGUUGGAUUUCGAUCCGAAGACACGUGUAACACCGUACUAUGCCUUGCAACAUAAUUUCUUUAAACGUACAACCGAUGAGGGUACGAACACAGCAGCGAGCAUAGCAAUAUCAUCACCGUCGGUGAGUUCAACAUCAUCGUCUGUAGCGAUGGUAGUGGGUAAUCAACAACAACAGCAACAGCAACAACAGAGCCAGCAGCAACAGUUGGUGUCGGCCGCUGCGUUGCAACAUCCAGAGCCACAAGCGCAUGGCAUGCUGCUGCAUCUCGGCUCGCACUCCUCGUCGUCGAACUUGGCCGCGUCCAAUUCGUCCGCGCACAGCAACAGCAACAACAGCGGCAGCCAAUCGCAGCAACCGAAUAGCCUCGGCAGUUUGAGCGGCAGCAGCAGUUUAACGGGUCUGCAUCAUCCCAACAGUUUGAUGCAUGCGCGCAGCGGCUUGCGUGGCAAUGCUGCACACGCCACUGCGUACUCCAUGCCCAAGUCAAUGUAUAAGAAUCAACAGCAGCAACAGCAAACACAAGCCGCAGCGCUGCUGGCAGCGCAACAGGGCCUACAGGCGCUACUAUCGCCCUCAGCGUCGAGUCACAAUAGCAUUGGCAGCAACAGCAGCAAUAGUAAUUGCAAUCCGAGCAACAACAAUAACAAUAAUAGUAACAGCUAUCCGCAUGCCAUGGACUGUGAUCCGCCGCAAAUGCCACCGCCGACGCGCUUCAUCAGCACUUUGUCCAAUUCCGCCUCUGCCUCUUCGUCCUCGAAUAGCAGUAACAGUGGUGGUAGCGGCGUCAGCGGCAGUAGUAGUGCUCGCAUGCGUUCGGCGCAUCACAAUUUCAUCGCACCGCCACAAAAGCCGCCACAUGCUGCCCAGCAAACACAACAGCAACACCUCGCUACCGCACAACAGCUACAACAAGCGCCCACGCAACACAACAGCUAUGCGCCCACCUCACUGCCCGCCGAUUUGGUGCAACAUCCGCUGUCGUCGGCUGCCUCCCAUCUUAUGAUGACCGAUUCGAGCGUCAUAACAGCCAGCGCGGCUGGCAACGCCUCCGGACCGCUCUCCUACACAUCACUGUUGUUUCAACAGCAGCAGCAGCAACAAGCACAACAGCAACAACAACAGCAGCAUCAACAGUCGCAAGCGUCAGCUCAUAUGUACAGCUCAAUGCCGGUGCAGCAUAUGAUGUCCGUCGGCGACAUGUCGCUACAGCACCACCACCUGCAGCAGCAACAGCAACAACAUGCGCAACAUCAGCGACGUGGUGGCAGCGUGGGUGGUGGCUUCGGCGGCAGCAACAGCAGUUUGAUAGGUGUUGGUGGCGGUAGUAGCGGUGGACUGAUGGGCGGCAGUAGCCUCAUGAGCGCCAGCAUGUCAGGCAGUGCCGGUGGUGGCUUGAGCAAUGUCGGCGGUAAUGUUGGCGGUGGCGGCGGCAGCAGUGGUGGUGGUGUCAGUGGCACUAGCGGCUCCGGCGCCAGCGGUGCUGAUGCCUCGUCGCCUAUGGUAGGCGUUUGUGUUCAGCAGAGUCCUGUAGUAAUUCAUUAGUUAGUUGAUAAUGAUGAUACAUACAAACAUACUAUGUAUAUGUAUGUACAUAGACAUACAUACUAUGUGUACGAGCAUAUGAAUAUUAUAAAUAUAUUUGUAUUUAGUUUUAAAAGAGCGUUAAACAAUAGCGAAAUUUGCACAAGCAUCAUACCAGGCACACAACGCAUUUACCUGGAACGCAAAUGCAAUCAAUUGUCAAAGUUCCAUAUAAAAAGUGUGGACUAGGCAGUUCGUGGCGCCCGUGUUGGUGGUUACUGGUGUUUCAUUUCAAAUAAAAAUGGAUAAAUGCAAAAAUAUUCAAAAAUUUGAAAUUGAUAUAAAAUCCACAUACGUUCCACAAAACAUAAAUGCAGUUUCGUGGUAUUAAUAAUUGUAUGAGCACAAAUCACUAUUUUAAACACACAAAAAUUGGCAUCCACAUAUGUAUGUUCCACAAAAAAUCCCAAGCUUUUUGCAAGUUCUGCAGACUAUUUGAUUUUUACCUACCACAAUUGGAGCACACAUUUGGCACAGCGAAUUUUAUAACAGUGAAUUGCUUAGAAAUAUUAGUGAGCAUACAGUUAUUUCGAGUGAAGCACAAGUGGUCCAGCAGUUUUGGUAAAAUUUCUAUAAAAAAAAGGUAUGCAUUUUCUCUUCUUAUGUUAAAUCAAGGUAGUUACCAUUGCAAAUUUAGAAAGUAUAAAUAAUUGGAAGUUGUGGACAGUAAAACAAAAUACGGUAUGCAUUAAAUACAAAACAAAGCGGCCUUCAUUAGAUAUUUGAAAGCAUUUCUAAAAUUCCCAAACAUUGCCAAAAACCAACAAAUAUAAUAGGUAAUUUAGUGAAAUUUAAAUUAUGUUCCACUUACUUUUGAAAGGAUUUCAAAAAGUUUGAAGCUUCAAAAUUAAGUUUGAAUAGCGUUUCAAUGCAUAUAAUAUAACUGCGCGUAGUUCAUGUUACGAUCCACAUGCGUUCCACACAAAAGGUCCACGAUACUUUGUAAAACUUUGCAUUUGGAACGUUAUCACAAUAUUUCAUACACAUUUUUAACGGUUUAUACAUGCAACCCACAUAAAAAGUGCUUUGAAACUGUUGUUUUACAGUCCACAACCAUUUAUUAUGAACUUCUUAUAGUAGAUUUUCUGUUGUAUCUAACGAGUUUACAACUUUGACAUACCUUGCGCAAAAUCAGAAAUGAAGUUGGAAUAUAUUUUGAAGUAUCCCAUUAAUUUUCUCUACAUACAUAUGUAUAUACAUCCAUAUGUUUAUAAAAAAUGUUCUUUGGUGCACGUAUGGAAUUGUUCUAACAACUGCCGGCAGCAAAAAUUUCUUUACAGAUUGUGGAACAAAUUUGAUUUCGUUCAAUGCGUUCCAAUUUAUCUACCUUUAACUAGUUGUAAUUUAAAACUAUAAUAAUACAGUUAUUUUGUUGCCUGCCUGCCUUCGAUGGUUAUAUAACGUAAAACAGCACGUAUACGAUUUUUCGUAACGUCAAACUUAAUUUGUUGUCAAAAAAAAACAGAUUAACUAAAUAAUAUAUAGUUAUAAUUCUAUUUAGACUAUUUGUAUUUCUUAUUAUUAUUAUAUUAUUUUUGCGCUGUAAAAUUGUAAAUGCAACCACGUACGUCCUACUUUACCAUUUUUUUGUUGUUUCAUAUUUUUUGCUCAGCCACUCGACACUACCUUACUUUGUAUUUUAGUGUAGUCACUUACAUACAUACUUGCAUAUGCAUAUAAAUAUUGUUUUUCUCGCAAUUUAUUAAUAAAUAAAUUAUUAGUUUGUUAAGACCGUCUAGGAAAUAUGCUCGCGUGGCAUAACAAUAGCAGCAGCAAGCAAAGUUUAAGAAAUAUAUAAAAAAAUACACAAAAAAAAAAACACCUACAUUUACGUGCGCAAAAAUCUCUACAUACAUAAAUACUAAUUAUUUAAUUACAAUGCCUAUAUUACACAUAUAGAUAUAUACAUACAUAUAUUUCAUAAGAAAUAUACAAAUAUGAUAUAUGAUAAGUCAAAAAGAUA
This is a messenger RNA of Bactrocera neohumeralis, 6720 nucleotides long. Its product is annotated as serine/threonine-protein kinase minibrain-like. Gene Ontology annotation, molecular function: ATP binding; protein serine/threonine kinase activity; transcription coactivator activity. The record is from RefSeq and is a predicted model, not a curated record. The transcript is spliced from 9 exons. The coding region runs from base 1809 to 4718 and encodes 969 amino acids. Gene Ontology annotation, cellular component: nucleus. Gene Ontology annotation, biological process: positive regulation of DNA-templated transcription; peptidyl-serine phosphorylation; protein autophosphorylation. Lineage: Eukaryota; Metazoa; Arthropoda; Insecta; Diptera; Tephritidae.